Molecule: messenger RNA, 2184 nt
Organism: Brassicogethes aeneus
Lineage: Eukaryota; Metazoa; Arthropoda; Insecta; Coleoptera; Nitidulidae
Source: the annotation of a GenBank genome assembly
AUGAGUUCAACACACUGGAGGAUAUUAAAGUUGAUUUGUAUACUUUUGCAUACUAUUACGGCGCUGGAUAAUAAAACAGAUUGUGUGGAAAAUGUUAAUGGAAAAAUUAUUAAUUAUCGACGGUUGGAUAAAAAUUUGCCUAUUUUUUCUAGAUCAACAAAAUUUAACAUACAACUUUGUGGAGAUAACAAUGUAUGUGGAGAGAAUAUUACUGCUUGUGAAGUUACAGAUUCAAUUUUGCCUAUAUCAACCAAAGAAUCUCAAAAAGUUUUAAUCAAUGGUAACAAAGUUGUAAUACAUGGUAGCUUUAAAAAGAAAGAUAAACCAAAAAAAUUUAUUAUGAAUAUUAAUUGUAAUUGGGAGACUGAUAUUUCUAAUGUAACAUACCAUGAAGUCUCAAAACAGGGUAAAACUUAUUUAUUUCAAAUGGAAUCAAACAUUGGUUGUGUUAAAAACAUUCCAUCUUGUUUGUUUUAUGAUGGUAAAUAUAAAUAUGAUUUUACACUUUUAAACAAACCUGAAGGGUGGGAUGUAAGUGGUAAUGUUAAUUUGUCCAUAAAUGUAUGCGGACCAUUACAGGGGCCUCAAAUAAAUUUAAAAUGUAACAAAUCAGAGUCUCAAGCAUGUGAUAUUUCCAAAGACUUAAAUAUGGGAAGCAUAUUUUCUCCUUUUGAAAUAGAAGAUAAUGCUAUUAAAUUAAAAAUUUAUGAUGGAAAUGUUUGCAAUUGGAAAACUCUUAAAAAGUAUAGUACAAUUAUUAAUUUUUAUUGCUCCUUUAAAGAAAAAGGUCCUCUUUUUGAGAAAUAUAGCACCAGUGAAUGUACUAAUUAUAUCAUCUGGCACACACCUAGAGCAUGCCCAAAACUAAAUGAAACUUGCAAAUUAGGUACUGUUGUGCAAGAAAGUGAGUGUACCAAUAAAAUUGGUAAAAAAGUUUAUAAUCUUAUAAACCUAAAAGGUGUAAAGAUGGUUUAUAAUGCCAAAAGCAACAAAGAUUAUUUUUUUAACGUUUGUGAAUUAUUAGUAGACAGUACAAAAUGUUUGGAAACCUCUUAUGUCUUAUUAGCAGAUAAAAAUGAACCCAACAUUAAAUAUCAGACCGUUUCUUUGGGGAGGAAGAAAACUAUUUCUGAAGACCAAAAUGGACUUCUGGUAAAAUUCACUGAUGGGGAUUUAUGUGAUUUUGAUCCUAUGCAAACUAUGGUACAUAUCAAAUGUUCAGAUAAGAACUCACUGAAUUUGAUAAAUGAUAAUAAUUGUACUAAAGAGUUCCUUUGGAAUACCCCUUAUGUUUGUGAUGCCUCUGAGAAUAAAACAAAAUGUGAAAUAACAGCAGACAUAGGCGAAACACUUUCAUUGGAUUUUUUUCCUUUAAAAAACUUUGAAAUAAACAACAACAAUAAAACAUACCAAAUUAAUUAUUGUGAGGAUAACUAUACAACAUGUUUAAAAGGCAACUGUAAUUCAAGCGUUUUAUCAAGGACUUAUAUAACCAGUACCUCUCCAAACUAUAUUUUAUUCCAUUUAAAUAGAAAUUGCACAUUUUCAGACGAUUUUAAUAAAAUCAUACUUAAUUUAUAUUGUGAUAUGAAAGCCUAUAAUGAUUUGUAUGAUUUUAAAUAUAAGAAAAAUUGCAAUGUUUAUGUUUCUUUAACAUCAAAUUAUGUCUGCAAAUUUAAUGAGAUUCUAAAAGCAAAACAAUAUGACAAUAUGAAAAUCGAAAAAAAAUGUAAUGUAUCUAGCAAUGAAACUGGAUAUAUAUUAGAUAUAAAUAGUUUAAAUGGUAUCGAAGUUCUUCAACUAAAAAAAUGUCCAUUGAUUAAUAUAAAUCAUACAAGUAAAUCACUUCAAUUAAUUUAUAAAACAGAUAUAGCGUGUAUUCUGAAUAAAAAACCCCGUCAUGUUAACUAUACCAUAGUAGUAAAAUGUUUCAAUGAGACAGAGACUGUUUUUAAAUCAAGCCAAGUUUGUUUAGACACUUCUGAAGUUAAAAGUACUGAAGCUUGUAAAUUGUUUUUUCCCUUUGAAAACACAAAAUCCCAUAUCCCUGUUGCAGGAAUAAUUGGAGGAAUAUUGGCAGUCAUAAUUUUUUUAGGUGGUGCAAUAUUGGGAAUUAUUUUGCUUAAAAGAAGAGAACAGACAGGAUCUUACUUAGGACUAUAUAUUAAGGAUGUGGAUUUGUAA